CUUAGCUAUCUGACUGAGUUAGGUAUUGAAAAUAAUUUAAAAUAAUAUAUUAAUGUUUUUUUUAAAAGUGUAGACUAUAUUCAAUAUGUUACUGUGGUCUUGGGGCGCUAAUUCUCACGGCCAGCUCGGUUUAGGAACUGUCAGUGAACAAGUAGAUAAACCUACAGUAGUGAAUACGGAGUUUUUAUGUGCUAAUAGUAUAAAGCAAAUCUCUUGUGGUGGUGGCCAUACUCUGUUAGUUGACAGUGCAGAGAAGCUCUUUUCUUGUGGAUGGAACUCCAAACGGCAAGUAGGAGAGAAUGAAACAAACGAAUUUGAAAGAAUAUGGCCUUUAAGUGGUAUAACAUUUACAAAUAUAGCAUGUGGAUGGGACUUUAGCUGUGGUGUUACAAACAGCCAGCUGCUUCUAGUGUGGGGUUCUAACAGCAACGGUCAACUUGGCUUACCUAAAGAACACUUUCCAGAGCCUCAGAAGCCAGUUAGGCUGCAGGUAAAUGCAUGUGCUGUAUCCAUGGGAUUACGUCACACUGCUAUCAUAAAUUCAAAAGGUGAUGUUUGGGUCACAGGAUGUGGGAAACAUGGUCAGCUAGGCCUUGGAAAAGACAUACUGUCGUCAGAUAGAUUCCAGCAGGUGCCUAAAAUUGGACGGAUAUCACAUGUAGCCUGUGGGCAAAAUCAUACUAUUUCCUGGUCCUCUGAAGAGCAUGCUCUAUAUGUCUGGGGUGACAACAGACAUGGCCAGUUACUAUUAGGGGCAGAAAAGUUUAAAAAAAUAUUUGUCCCUCAAAAGAUUGAUAUUGAUGUCAAACGAAAUGUUAAAAAACUGUUAAGUGGUUGGACAAACGCUUUGUUGUGGUUGGAAAAUGGAGAACUUCUCACUUGGGGACGAAAUAACUAUGGACAGCUUGGUACUGAUGAACCAUUUGUGGGAAAAAUUGUCCGUGUUAAACUUCCAGGUGACAGACAAGUAAAAGAUGUUGCCCUUGGGUCAGAGCACACUAUUUGCCUGGCAACAGACAAUACAUUGUGGGCAUGGGGAUGGAACGAACAUGCUAAUACAGGCACAGAUGGUGGUGACUGCGUCUCCUUUCCUACUAGAGUGCCUUUGGACAUAGAUACAAAUACAGUGAUUACUAAUAUCUAUGCCGGGGGAGCCAGCAACUUUAUCAUCACUAACAAGGAUCAAACAAAGGAUGAAACUAAUGUCACCACUGUUAAUAAUGUUCUUGAACAGUCAUAGCAAUAACUUGUGAUAUUUUCAAACUUUCUAGUCUCACAUUGUGACAGUAUUUUUACAUGGUGUAACCAUAAAUGGCCACUAAAAGGUGCUCAGUGUCAUAAUAAUUUUAAUUGUUAAUAAUUAUAUAAACAAAUGUUUUAUCUUAUAUGCAAUUUUAUUAAAAAUUUACAUGUUCUAAAACUUGCAUGAUGUAAAUAACAGAUAGUGACUAAAAGCUUGUUUAACUUCCCACUAUUGGGAUACAGUAGGUAUAGAAUACUGCCAGUUACAUUCACAGCUGUUGAGUUUCGUAUAACAUUUAUAGAUAAUAAAUGUUAUUGCAAUAAUAAUACAACUAGAACAAAGAUUUUUCAAACAUCAAUCCAAUACUUAAUGGGGUUAUUACAAACACUAAUUUGGAGUUAUAGUAUCAAAAUUAAAACAGCACAGACAUUUAUCACAUCAUAAAAUCUAUAGGAUUAUUUCUAAGUAUUAAAUGGCUUAGUUGUAAAGUACAUUUCGUUUGGCCAAAACCAACUACCUUAUAAAAAGAAAAAAAAUUGGAAGCAUUUUCAUGUACUAUACAAUAAGCAUCUUAUAUCUAAUAAAUUGAGGUGAAACAUGCAUUUAUAUAUUUAUCUUUUAUUGUUCUUGCAUGGUACAAGAAGAAAGUGGAUAUCAUAAUUGUUUUUGAUAAAAUUAAUAAAUUUUAACAUAAAUUAGUCAUAAUUAUUAUAAUAUUUUAUGACUAAACACUCAACGUUACCCGCCGUUAAUCCACAAAUGAAUGAUUCACCUCAAUGUAUAUAGUCAUUUAUAAAAUAUCCUGGUACUAACUAAUAAAAUGACUACACUGAUAUGCAACAAUGUUGUUAUAAGGGGUGACGACUUCUAAGAAACACAAGAUCCUUUCAGCAGAAGGAAUUUUGAUUUCAUGUACUAUUUAUUAAUAUAUACUUAGUCACCAGCAUGAAAGAGCGCCAAGAAUCUAAUUACUUCUAUAUUUAUAUUUAUCUUAGAAACACAAACAGUAACUUUGAUGUAAUUAAAAAAAGACAUGUCACAGAAUUUAAAACUAUAUUUUGAUUGUGUAAAAUUGCAUUGAAAUAUUCUGUGAAUGCAUGAAGGAAUAAGGUAUGCUGUCAGUGUUACCAAUAUAAAGAAAAUAUAGGGAAAAAACCUUCAAAAUUCCAUUCCAUUCUCGCUUUUCUUUUUGCUAAAAUGGCAUUGAUGUAUGAUGAUGAUAUGAGCCUCGAGUUCAGUACCAUAGUAUUGUAUGAUUACUGUCUAACCGUGCAGUUGUUAUAUUAUGGUUUUUGCAUCAACCAGCAGCUAGCCUCAUAAAAGUAUUAGUAAGUAAUAGGAUAUUUUAAUAGUAAAUGUCAUAGAUUAGAGCAGCAUUGAAACACUGCAAUGAUCACUUGAUGGUGUAGCUUGCUACCUCUUUCUUUCCCCUUUCUGUGUCUUUCUCUUUUCUUUCUUUUCUUCUUUUAAUUGUUUUUGUUUCUCCCUGAAAAUGUAAGUUUGAUUAAUUUAAUUACAGAUUAGAGAUGGUAUUAAUAAACUAAUCUCAGCUUUGAGACUGCCCUCUAGAUCAUGUCAAUGUGAAAGUUUUAUAUAAAAACAGGGACUUGAGCAUAGUCUUGAGGGCAGUCUCAGUUGAGAUUAGUUUAUUAAUACCACUCUUAGCUAUAGUAGCAUAAUUGGAAGAUUGCUUGACUCUCAUUCUGAAGUCACAUUCAAAUCCAGCAUGGGCCUAAACCAAUGAUUUUCAAAUUUGUUUUUAAAUUCAUUAAAUGGAUCAUGAAUGUGUGCUCAACAGUGAAGGAAAACAUUGUGAAGAAACUCACAUACAAAAGAAAUAAAAUAUGUUUUCUGAGGUAUGUGAUCUCAUGCAAACUAUAAAAUACAUUGAUGCAUAACGCAGUGCAACAAUUAUUUAAAUUGUGCAAUUAUUGACAGCCACAAUUCUAUAAGGUUUUAUAAUUAUUUUUUUAUGUUGUCUCUUUUUUAUGAAUUAUAUAGGAAGUUUCAUAAUA
Messenger RNA from Pectinophora gossypiella (pink bollworm), 3258 nucleotides. RefSeq lists its product as uncharacterized. The transcript has 3 exons. The record is from RefSeq and is a predicted model, not a curated record. NCBI's taxonomy places the organism in Eukaryota, Metazoa, Arthropoda, Insecta, Lepidoptera, Gelechiidae. The coding region runs from base 86 to 1240 and encodes 384 amino acids.